AUGGCCUCGGUCGAAAAGCAGUUGCUCGAGCGCUGCUCAGCCGGCGAUCACGACUCCGUCCACACUCUCCUGGACAACAACCAGCCAGCAUCGCCAGACUUGGUGAAUCAGCUGUUGGCUGCAACCAUUGCUGCUGGGCAGAUAGACCUUGCCAAAUCUUUACUAUCUCGAUAUCCCGACAUUUCGUUAUUGAUGUUGCCUGUUCGCGAGGCCACCGACACUGCAUCAAUUCCGUUGUUUCAAGUACUCUAUGAGAAAGAUCCAUCUAUCGUGCAUAUGGAGUUUGAGAGAGAAGGCACACCCCUUGCACUAGCAGCUAUGUGCGGCAGACCUAUUGAAUUUAUCUCCUAUCUCUUAUCCUGCGGUGCAAACCCGAACCAGCCACCUUCUAUUAUCCCAUUCCCAGUGGCCAGUGCAAUAUUCGGCUACAAGGGGUCGACAGAAGUAGCGAUGCUUCUGUUGAAAAAUGGCGCCAAGCUGCAACACACGGGUGCCCUGUGCAUGGCUGCUUCUAGAGGCUAUCUCGAGGCCGUGCAAUUUCUUUUAGAACACGGGGCAACACCAGCAACAGAUCAGCGAGAAGACGGUAUCCCAGAUCUCACUGGUAUUGGGCCGGCGUUAAACAUUGCUGUGUACAAAGGCAACUUGGAGAUUGUUGAUUUACUGCUCAAGCACGGAGCAGACAUCAGUCAGAAGAACCGUGAUGGAAAGACAGCAUUGGACAUUGCCGAAGAAAAAGGCUAUACCCAAAUCUUGGAUUUACUGAGAGGACAUAAAAUGUAA
Messenger RNA from Histoplasma mississippiense, 783 nucleotides. RefSeq lists its product with no specific name. The record is from RefSeq and is a predicted model, not a curated record. Bases 1 to 783 code for a protein of 260 amino acids. The transcript has a single exon. Lineage: Eukaryota; Fungi; Ascomycota; Eurotiomycetes; Onygenales; Ajellomycetaceae. Gene Ontology annotation, molecular function: protein binding.